AUGUAUAACAAUAUAACCUCAAAUCAAUUUCCAAUAUCUAUAUUAUGUAAAUAUAACUCUAUAGGAUGUUAUCAAUUUGUAUCUGAUACUACAACUCGACAACCUAUUUUCUUAGUUGCUGCUAAAUAUGAAGAGCUUGAAAUAAUUGCAAAAAAAUUUAGCUUAAAAAAUAUCUCAAAAUACAUUCAAAAAGACAAACAGAAAAAAAGAGAAAAUACUUCUUUAAUUCAAAAUUCUGCUGAUACUUCAAAAAUUGCUAGCUUAAAGAAUACACUUAACAAUGUUCAAGGAGAUAUAGAUUAUAAUAUUGAUAAUAUUGUAGUUCUGAAUAAUAUAGCUAAAGAAAUUACUCUUUAA
Messenger RNA from Scutellospora calospora, 357 nucleotides. The record is from the annotation of a GenBank genome assembly. Lineage: Eukaryota; Fungi; Glomeromycota; Glomeromycetes; Diversisporales; Gigasporaceae.